Molecule: messenger RNA, 1830 nt
Organism: Menidia menidia (Atlantic silverside)
Lineage: Eukaryota; Metazoa; Chordata; Actinopteri; Atheriniformes; Atherinopsidae
Source: the annotation of a GenBank genome assembly
AUGUGGAGGUCUGUUCCCAUGGCGACGUGGUCCUUCUGUGAGGUGAUGGCGAGGGUGGGGCUGGCGUCGACGUUGGGUGAUCUCUCCUCCACCUUCUCCUUCUCCUUCUCCUUCUCCGCGCUGGGGGGUGGCCUGGAGGGCUUGGGGGGUUUGGAGACCAUGCUGGAGGAGAACAUCUCUGGGUCCAGGGCGUUUCCGGCCGACGGCAGGGUGCUCUGGGACCUCUCCCAGCCCCCCCCCGUCGGGGGGGCGGCGAGGGGCGGGGCCGGGGGCGGAGCGAUGGAGAUGGAGGCGGGCGUGGCGCUGACCGCCGUGGGGAUGGGGGGCGGGGGGGCGGGGGGUUUGGGGGCUCUCUGCUUAAUGGACCUGACCGGGGCGGGGGGGGACUUGAUCUGGCUCGGGGUCAGGGACUGGAAGUCCGCCUUUUCUCCUUCCAGCCUCGACCGCUCGGCACUGAUCUUCCAGAACGAGGACUCCUCCUCAGGCCGCCGGCCCUCGCUGACAGAAACCUGCACAAUCACACGGAAACACCAACCAAACCCGACCGGGACUUUCUUAACGGAAAUUCGGACCCGCACUAGCCUCGAAACACCGACCCAGGGGUCGUUUAAGUACCUCUUCCCCGAAGUGGACUAUCUUCUGACCCGUCUGGAUGAGCAGUUUCGGGUAGCAGACCACCUCGUCCCGGUCCACCCUGUGCAUGGCGUAUCGGGCUCGGAUGUGGGGGUCCAUCAUCCAGUUGUCGAUGGCCGUGUCCUGUUCCUGGGGCGACAUUUUCUCCCACGACGAGCCGUGCUUGGCCUUGAUUUUCUCCCGCUCCUGCAUGAUCUUUUUGGCCAUGGAGUUGAUGGAGGAGAAGUACUCGAACUUCUUAUCCUCCAUUCGGUAGGAGUCGAGCCCCGCCAUGGUAGCGGCGGCCAUCUUUCUCUGGUGCCAGCUGUUGUUGUUGUGAGGAAAAGGAAGCUGGGACCGGAAGUGGGCGGAGCAAAGCGGGCCAAUCCACAAUGGCGCCAUCUUGUGUCCAUUUAUGAAACGACAGCCCAUAUUGGAGUCGUGGAGGCCGAUCUUCAGGCUGUCGCCGGUGAUCCGCGGGUGCACGGCGAGGGCGGUCGCCGGCACCGUGUUGGACUUCCUCUUUCGCGACCGGCAGCACGCCAGGUAGAAGAUCUCCACCACGUUGAGCAGGACGGAGAUGCAGGACAUCACCAGCAUGAAGAUGAUGAAGAUGGUCUUCUCGGUGGGCCGGGACAUGUAGCACUCCACCGUGAAGGGGCAGGGCUUCCGGGAGCACACGAUCAGGGGCUCCAUGACGAAUCCGUACAGGUAGUACUGGCCCACGAUGAACCCCACCUCCAGGAGGAUCCUGAACACGAUGGAGGUCAUGUAGUUCCCCAGCAGGUUGCCUUUGAUGGUGACGUGGCCCUUCUCGUCCGAGUACUUUGGGUUUUUCUUCACCGUGCCCGUGGAGUUGGAGAGCAGGCGCUCCCUCAUCUUGUUCUCCUUGUGGAUGACGUGGAUGACGUGGCCCAGGUAGAUGAGCGUCGGCGUGGAGACGAAGAUGAUCUGCAGCACCCAGAAGCGGAUGUGGGAGAUGGGGAAGGCGUGGUCGUAGCAGACGUUCUUACAGCCGGGCUGCUUGCUCCAAUAAUCAUGAUCCUGAAGACGAAGAGCACGCUGAGCCAGACCUUCCCCACCACGGUGGAGUGGGACUGCACCUUAUUCAGCAGCGAGGACAGAAAACCCCACUCUCCCAUGAUUCCUGCAAAGCACACAUUCCCUAAACUUAACGCCAGGAUGAACAAUCACCUCCAGAUAUGCACUAGAAGCUAA